AUGGUCAAAAGGAAAAGCGAGGCACAAAUCAAGUCAGAAACUGAUGAAGAUGACGAUGAUGUACCAUUGAGCAAAAAGGUGAAGACAGAAACUCAAAUUGAAGAAGCAGAUGACGACGAUGGUCAAGCGGUCGAUGGAAAAGAAGAAGAUGAUGAUGAGAACGAAGAUGAGGAUAAUAACAAAGAAAAAAGUGAGAAUGGGAGUAAGAUUAAUGAGCAUACGGAUGAGAAAAAUGAGCAUGAUGAUGAAGAUGACGACGCUGAAGAGGAGGCAAAGAGAAUUACUACAUUCAAGUUUCAUGGCGUGUCAUAUUCUUUCAAAGAAAGGCCAUCAGUCAUUGAAGAAAGAGAGAAUAAGAUAGAAUUCAGAGUUGUUAAUAAUGAUAAUACAAAGGAGAAUCUUAUAGUCUUAACGGGAUUGAAAAAUAUAUUUCAAAAACAGUUACCCAAAAUGCCUCGUGAAUAUAUUGCAAGAUUAGUUUACGAUCGCUCGCAUUUAUCUAUGGCUGUAGUGCGGAAGCCUUUGACUGUGGUUGGUGGUAUCACAUAUAGGCCGUUCAAUAAUCGAGAGUUUGCAGAAAUCGUCUUUUGUGCAAUUUCAUCUACUGAACAAGUUAGAGGUUAUGGUGCUCAUUUGAUGAACCAUUUAAAGGAUUAUGUUAGAGCCACAUCACCAAUUAAAUACUUUUUGACAUAUGCUGAUAACUAUGCAAUUGGAUAUUUCAAAAAACAAGGUUUUACGAAGGAGAUAACUUUAGAUAAAUCUGUCUGGAUGGGAUAUAUCAAAGAUUAUGAAGGGGGAACGCUAAUGCAAUGUGAAAUGUUACCUUCUGUAUUAAGAUAUCUAGAUCUGGCCAAGAUACUACUCCUCCAGAGAGCGGCGAUAGAGAAGAAAAUUAAUGAAAGAUCGCAAUCAGAUGUAGUUCGCCCAGGUUUACAAGUUUUCAAGACAAACAAAAAUAUUAAACUAGAUCCUAAAGAAAUUCCAGGCUUGCUAGAGAGUGGCUGGCUGGAGGAGAUGGAUAAAUUGGCCCAAAAGCCCAAACGUGGCCCACACUACAACUUUAUGGUUUCUUUGUUGUCUGAAAUGACGAAUCACCCUUCAGCUUGGCCCUUCGCCGUUCCCGUAAAUAAAGACGAGGUUGGAGAUUAUUAUGAAGUUAUUAAGGAGCCUAUGGACUUAUCAACUAUGGAGCAGAAACUUGAAGCGGACAAAUACGAUUCCUUCGAUCAAUUUUUGUACGAUGCUCGUUUGAUAUUUAAUAAUUGUCGUUCAUAUAAUGCUGAGUCGACCACCUAUUAUAAGAAUGCAACAAAAUUAGAGAAGUUUUUGAAUGGUAAGAUCAAAGACAAUGCAGAGUAUGCUCAUUUUCUAGAUGGAAAGUGA
Priceomyces carsonii is the source of this 1386-nucleotide messenger RNA. It is a transcript of the gene GCN5, whose product is annotated as histone acetyltransferase. The transcript has a single exon. Gene Ontology annotation, biological process: chromatin remodeling; positive regulation of transcription by RNA polymerase II. Gene Ontology annotation, molecular function: protein binding; histone H3 acetyltransferase activity. The record is from RefSeq and is a predicted model, not a curated record. Lineage: Eukaryota; Fungi; Ascomycota; Pichiomycetes; Serinales; Debaryomycetaceae. The coding region runs from base 1 to 1386 and encodes 461 amino acids. Gene Ontology annotation, cellular component: histone acetyltransferase complex.